UUACUUGCACUGCCGCAGGUCCGCACACUGGUACAUUUACCACAGCACGGACGGCCACUUGGCAUCUGGCAGAACCAGGCAGAUGGGCCAGUGCAUCCUUCGAAUAUCAUGCUUCGGCGUUCGCACGGUGAAACGUCUAUCUUGAUCACGCCAAGAUUGACCCCGCCCACUGGCAGAAAACUAGAUUAAUUCGUCUCUCGUAAUUCUAGUUGCAGUACGGACGACCGCAUCAGAUGCAUCAUGCAGAUCCGUCAACACAGCUUUGCGCUGUGGAACAUUUAUUGACUACUUGCGUUCGAUAAUCCACCCAGAAACUUCGUUCGUUCGUUCUCCUGUCUUAAUCUGCUUUAUCGACUGCAAUCAUCAUGAUGGGCAUACCACUCGACAAAGCUUUGCUCUUAGCUUUGUUUCUCGAGACGUUGUUUUACGGCGUGUUCUUUACUUUGUACUGGUUAACGCUGUUCAUCCUACUCAAGAAAGGCAGUGGCAUUCAACGGCAACUCCUUGUCCCAGUGACAACUUUGCUGCUCUGCUCUGCAACGGCCCAUCUAAUCGUCGAUUUCGUUCGAGCACUCAAGGCAUUCAUAUUCAAGGCGGGUAUGAUUGGUGCAACUGCCUAUUAUUCCAACUUUUCUUUGCCGUUGUUCCUCGCGAAAACCGCGAUUUACAUCACGCAACUCACUCUCGCGGAUGGUGUAGUUGUUUGGCGAUGUUAUAUCGUCCACGACAGGAGUCUCUUAAUCGCCAUUCUUGGUUGUGUUGCGCUGUUGACCAAUGGCGCAAUUGGGUACUAUAUCGUAUGGUCCGUUUCUCGGACCACUGCUCUUUCUACCACUUCUCAUGAGUGCAUCACAACAUUCAUUACAUUGACCAUGGUUAUCGAUGUUACAUGCACUACUUUGAUUGCCCGGCGCAUCUACAGCACUCGCCGUUUCAGGCCAGACGGCCUUAUUGCUUUUUUACCCGUUCUCAUCGUCAUCGUUGAGAGCGGCGCUUUAUAUGCAACGAGCGUCCUCGCACUCCUUGUGACAUUCUUGGUCGGAUCCAAUGGCCACUACACCGUUUUAGACAUUAUCCCUCCUAUUGUGGGGAUUGCAUUCUGCCUCGUCAUCCUGCAAAUACACAUAAGGUGGCCAACUCCCGACCGAACGACCCUUUGACGCAAGGGGCAUCAUUACCGACCU
Molecule: messenger RNA, 1184 nt
Organism: Suillus paluster
Lineage: Eukaryota; Fungi; Basidiomycota; Agaricomycetes; Boletales; Suillaceae
Exons: 7
Coding region: 366-1160 (264 amino acids)
Source: RefSeq, a predicted model, not a curated record